GCUGUCAGAAGAAAAGGAGGAAGAGGAGGAAGGGAAGCCAGUGCGGCGACAGCAGCUCACUCCGCUGACGGACUAGACAGCAACACCUCAGCAAACAAGCAGCCACUUCUCACAACUCCAACCAACACCAACAACUAUUUUUUUUUUUUUUUUUUUUUGCUGUUGUUGUUGCUCUGCUUCAAUAAGCGCUCUUUUUUUCUCUCUUUAUUUUUUUUCCACUCCCCUUUCUCUCUUUUCUGCGCACCAACAACUUCGACGUGCCGAGCGGUUUAAAUUGAGCAGCGCGGAGCAGGAGCCCCUGAACCCGGGAGAAUGGCAGACUCGGCGGCCACCAACAGCGACGGGGAGGACGGACCCAAGCAGCCCAUGCGGGGCUUCGCGCGCCAGGGUGCGCUCCGGCAGAAGAACGUGCACGAGGUGAAGGACCACAAAUUCAUCGCGCGCUUCUUCAAGCAGCCCACCUUCUGCAGCCACUGCACCGACUUCAUCUGGGGAUUUGGGAAGCAGGGAUUCCAGUGUCAAGUGUGCUGUUUCGUGGUUCAUAAACGCUGCCAUGAGUUUGUCACUUUCUCUUGUCCAGGCGCGGACAAAGGACCUGCCUCAGAUGACCCGAGGGCAAAGCAUAAAUUUAAGAUCCACACCUACUCCAGCCCCACCUUCUGCGACCACUGUGGCUCCCUACUCUACGGCCUCAUCCACCAGGGGAUGAGAUGCGACCACUGUAUGAUGAACAUCCACAAGCGCUGUGUGCCCAAUGUGCCGAACCUGUGUGGGACGGACCACACUGAGAGGAGAGGCCGCAUCGAGAUCACCGCCGAGGUCAAGACUAACGUUCUCACCGUCACCAUUAAAGAGGCCAGGAAUCUGAUUCCUAUGGACCCCAACGGUCUGUCAGACCCGUACGUGAAGUUGAAGUUGAUCCCAGAUCCACGCAGUGAAAGCAAACAGAAGACCAAGACUAUAAAGUGUUGCCUAAACCCCACAUGGAACGAGACCUUCAAAUUCCACCUGAAGGAGUAUGACAAGGACCGGCGCCUGUCGGUGGAGGUGUGGGACUGGGACUUGACCAGCCGCAACGACUUCAUGGGAUCACUGUCCUUCGGCAUCUCAGAGCUCCAAAAGCAAGGGGUGGACGGCUGGUUUAAGCUCCUUUCUCAGGAAGAAGGCGAGUACUUCAACGUUCCCGUGGCUCCAGAGGGAGAGGAGGGCAACGAGGAGCUACGGCAGAAAUUUGAGAGGGCUAAAAUCGCAGUGGGCAAAAACACGGAGGGAAAGUCAGCGAACGCAGCCUCCCGGUUCGACUCCAACGGCAACCAGGAUCGCAUAAGGCUAUCCGACUUUAACUUCCUGAUGGUGCUGGGCAAGGGCAGCUUUGGCAAGGUGAUGCUGGCGGAGCGUAAAGGAACGGAGGAACUGUACGCAAUAAAGAUCCUGAAGAAGGACGUGGUCAUCCAGGACGACGACGUUGAGUGCACCAUGGUGGAGAAGAGGGUGUUGGCUCUGACCGGAAAGCCUCCGUUCUUAACGCAGCUGCACUCCACCUUCCAGACCAUGGACCGUUUGUAUUUCGUCAUGGAGUACAUAAAUGGCGGAGACCUCAUGUAUCAGAUACAGCAGGCUGGCAAGUUCAAAGAGCCCCAUGCUGUAUUCUACGCUGCUGAGAUAGCCAUUGGCUUAUUUUUCCUGCAUCAAAAGGGCAUCAUCUACAGGGAUCUGAAGCUGGAUAAUGUAAUGCUGGACUGUGAAGGCCACAUUAAGAUCGCAGACUUCGGUAUGUGUAAAGAAAAUAUGCUUGAUGGGAUCACAACCAAGACCUUCUGUGGAACACCAGACUACAUCGCUCCUGAGAUUAUUGCCUAUCAACCUUAUGGGAAAUCUGUGGACUGGUGGGCGUUUGGAGUAUUGCUUUACGAAAUGUUGGCUGGACAGCCCCCAUUCGAUGGUGAGGAUGAGGACGAGUUGUUUCAAUCCAUAAUGGAGCAUCACGUCUCCUAUCCCAAAUCGAUGUCUAAGGAAGCUGUCGCUAUAUGUAAAGGACUAAUGACGAAGCAUCCGGCCAAACGACUGGGCUGCGGUCCGGAGGGCGAGCGGGACAUCCGAGAGCACAGCUUCUUCCGCUACAUGGACUGGGAGAAACUGGAGAACAAGGAAGUGCAGCCGCCGUUCAAACCCAGAGCUUGCGGACGGGAGGCCGAGAACUUUGACCGCUUUUUCACGCGCCACCCGCCGGUGCUGACCCCCCCUGACGAGGAGGUGAUUCAGAACUUGGACCAGGACGAGUUCCAGGGAUUCUCCUUUAUCAACCCUGAGUUCCCAGCAAGUGCUGCUACCGUCUCCACUGCCGAGCAGGCUUGAUUUCAGCUCCACGCACCGGAACAUGGACUCACACGCAGAAAACUCCCCGGCACACACACAAAUACCCAGGCUGUCAAUAGACACAAUGACGCUUUGAGCACAGAUUUGUUGUUCAGACUUUCACGUCUUAUGCUAACCCCAAUCUGAGGUUCAAAACAUAACUGCAUGAACUGUAGCGCUCUGGAAAUAUAAACAGCAUAGUUAAAAUAACUACAGUAUCUUGCAAAAGAAUUGGUAGACCUUUUUCAUGUUAAAAUAAAAACUAAUUUAAAUGUAUUAUAUCUGGGUUUCCAAAUGAUAGAAAUACACAAAGUAGUUCAUAGUUAUGAUAUACGAAGGAAAUGAUAAUUAAAUAACAGUUUUCUUAAUAGAAAUCUGAAAUGUGUGAUAUGCAUUUGCAUUAAAUUAUAUCUGUAAAUAAAAUUUGCCAAGAUAAGACUAAGCAGGCCAGGCAAAGAGAAAUUAAAGAAAGAAACUCCGCAGAAGUCACCUUUGAAGUUCCCCACAAGUCACGUAGGAGCGAAAACCAAUAUGUGGAAGAAGGUUUUUUUGGUUAAAGGGAUCAAAAUUUAAGACUUGAAAGUUGAUACACAGAUGCUCUGUAAGAACUUUGGCUAUUUUGGCGAAAAAUUGGUAGAAAUUUCAAAGCUCAGGAUCUCAAAUCUCAGACAUCAAAAAGCUGAAAGUGUGACUACAGGUUUAAUUUCUAAAAAUAUAUUAACUUUUCACCUUUUCCAGCUGUGAAAAUAUGCUCUAUAGUUUUGGUUGGUUCCUAAUAAAAUACCUUUACCUUCUUAGUUGUUACUGGGACUUUGCAAGAUACUGCAGCUAUAUUCUUUAUGCUUUUGCUGUCCAGUUUUUGCGACAGCAUAGUAAAACAAACAAAAAAAGUAUGCCAUCAGUGUAUUAACCAAUGUAUUAUAAGGAUAUGCAUGAUACAGUGAAAACAUUUAUAGAUAAAGCAUGGAAAUCUGAUUCACCCAAGUUUUCAGAAUCAUUGUUAGCUUGUGUUUAUUGCAAUGUGAACAAAGAUUUGUGUUUAAUAACUAUCAGCACAUAACCAAAACAAGGACGGAAAAAUAAUUGGACGAUUAAAUUGCUCAUAAAAUGUCAAUUAGAACAGUUUAAAACAAUUAUAUCACGCACAAAUAAUUUAACUGACAAUCAAAUUACUUCUUAUUACCAUAUAUAUACAUAUAUUAGUAAACUUUCGGCUGAUAAAGGCCAAGUAUUGAAAACAAAUGCAGAUUUUCUGUGUAAACAAACUCUGACCUUUGAGAUUUUUACUUAAUUUUUGGGGGGGUUGAAACUAGAACAUUUUAGUUAGAUAUGUGCAUUUUAAUGAGUAUAUACCUGUAUGAGUGUCUGUAUGUUUAUCCUUAUCUGAAACUGGAAUGCUUCACAUACUUGCAUGGUUUCUGUAUUAGGAGUUUCUCUAGACUUUUGCUCCUUCCUGUUCUACUGUAAGUCAUUUUACAAAACCUUGUUUUACCCUAACAAGCCAACAUGUGUACAGUCACACUUGCACCACAAAUAUCUAAUUCUUAGUGCAUGUUAUUGCUUUCCAUCCACUGGAUCAGUAUGGCGAAAUGCAGUUGAGAAGUUGGUGUUACUGGAAGGCUUGAAGUAGUUCAUUAUCUAGAUAACGCUCUUUCUUCUACUCGGAUCGGAUGCGUUAAGUAUUUAACCUGGAAACGAGCCUUUUUUGGUUUACGUAACAAAUGCAUGAUUCCUAUACCUGGACAUCUUGUUUACAACGUGAGUGUGUGUGUGCAUGUGGGUUUUGUCAAGUGUGUAUGAUGCUUGUAUGCAGAAAAUGUGAGGGGUUUUUUGUUAUUUUCUUAACACGGACAGCUUCACCUGUCCUCGCUUACAUUUUCUCAUCUGCGGAGUGUUAGCAUGGCCACCUCGUCCUCAUAUCAGUUCAGCUUUUUUUGAAGUAAUUAGUCAGAAGCCAAUCUAUUGGCAGAAAUAGGUUGUUAAAAUAGUUUUUAACAACCAAGUGAACUUCUUUUUUUAUUAGUAUUAUUAUCUAAAAGUAUAGUUUCCAUGAAAUCCAGAAAUGGGAGGAAAGGAAAGUUUGGAUUCAUUUUUAUAUUUUCCAGAUGUAAACAACAUUGGGUUAAAACGUGAUAAAACGGAGAAUUUCAACAAAAAAAAAAAACUACACAGCACACUUUUUACUGUUUUGAUAGGAUACAUUACAUCACAUCCCAUUAAUUGACCCUAAAAACAAAAACUGUACUGUACAGAUUGUAUUUUUGCAGCUUCUUCUCUCAAUUGGCAUGAAAAUUUGUUUAAUUGAAGAAUAAUCUCUUUGGUCCACUUCACUAUUAACUAAUUGCUUAAAAUAUGCAGAAACCAUCAUUCCAAGUAUGUCAAUAAACUGCUCAGCAGGUGAGGCAGCUAAGUAUUGAUCAUGUUGGUUUGCAUACAUGACACAAAUGGAGACAAUUAGAGAAAAGAUGAACAUAAAUCAGUUAUAAAAUCAUUUAUUGCAAGGACUUAAAGACAAAAAUGUCCUUCUUUGCUUUGCUAGAAAGUUAAUGGGGGGAGUUGCUUUCGUACUCCUCCCAUGCAUCCACUUGCAAGGUUGACUUGCAAGUGGAUGAUUCAGUAAUUCAGAAGUCCUGCAAACGGAUCUGGGCUCUCACUGUAAACGAUUCAAAUGCUAGUAGCCAGUUAGCUUCAUGCACAAAACUGAAAAUGGAAACAAUUCAUAGCUCCUCAAAUAAAAAUUAAGAAGUCAAAGUGUUUGUAAUCGAUCUAAAUUGGAUUAUGUUCAAAGUUUUCAAAGAAAUGUUAUCCUCAAACCCUGCUCAUUUCAAGAUGUUCGCUACACUGGAUUUCAAUGAGUAUUUUCAAAGAUAAUCGCUUCUUGGAUUCACACUUGGAGGCUCAAAUUUUUAAAUUCCAGCACAGAGAAAUAUUUCAGAAUGUCCUGAAGGCAAAACUCCAACAUAGAAAUUCAGCAUUGAGUGAGUCACGACAAGUAUAUCAUCCAAUAUGGCUGCCAAACAACUUAAACACUUAUGAGAGGUAAUUUUAACAAGUUAAUGAUCUGUUAGUUUUUUGUGUGGUUUAGUCCACAUACAAGCAGAAAUAUGCCUGUGAAAUCUGUUGGUGAACAUGUUGGUUACCUUAGUGUUUGAAUACAUGCAGUACAUUGGUCCCUCUUUGGUCCAUACAGCUAAUUUAUAAAUACUGCAGACCAUGACACAUAAUUCUCUCCACCAACCAGGAAACACACCAUGCCUCUUUUUGGCAUUGUAACAUCUACUGUAAUAUGGCGCUCUCUUUUUAAAUGUCGUUUGGUCUUACAAAGAUAUUCAACUCUUGUUUGUGUGAUCAGUGAAAUGGUGUGUGGUUUUUUUUUCUGCUUUGCAAGGCAAGAAUUUUGAUAUUUAAGGUACCAUUAAAGUAAGAGCUACAAAUAUCGAGAGCAGUGAAAAAGUCUGGAUUUACAUCUUUUCAUAUGUUGAAUAUAAUUAUGAAUCUCAGAAUAUUUAUCUUCUGUACUUUAACGCCAAAUUCAGUCUAAAUUUGUGUUCAUCGCCUAUGCUCUCGCUUUUUUCAUUUUUUCAUUUCCUGCUGAAUUUCAACACGACAAAUAUAAAGAUAUGUUAUGCACCAAUAUAUUACUGUGUCAAAUGUCUUUAUAUGCUUACAAUUAUACAUGUGGUCAGUAUUGUAAAGGAGGAAGAGUCCUUACUCAAAGAUUGGUGGGGGGGGGUUCUACCCAUUCGUUUUGCUCAAAAGACAACAAUAAAACAAACAGUGCAUGAAAAAAAAUUCUUAUCAUUUAGCAUUUACCCAAAUAUUAUUAUGAUCCAUGUUUUCUAUAAUAGCAGUACUCCAAAGCUUUGAUCUAAACUAUUAUGUGCUUUGUGUGUGAAGAUUCAUAUAAUGAAGGAGUGUGCUUUUUUACAAUGGUUUCCAUGUGCCAAAUUUCCAUUUUGUUCUUCAUUUAAAAGAAAAAAACAAACAAACUCUUUUUGGGGUAUUCCUAGAAUAGCAGACGUUCCAUAAAUAAAGAAUUCAAAAUC
Xiphophorus couchianus (Monterrey platyfish) is the source of this 6401-nucleotide messenger RNA. It is a transcript of the gene prkcbb, whose product is annotated as protein kinase C, beta b. Gene Ontology annotation, molecular function: ATP binding; diacylglycerol-dependent serine/threonine kinase activity; zinc ion binding. NCBI's taxonomy places the organism in Eukaryota, Metazoa, Chordata, Actinopteri, Cyprinodontiformes, Poeciliidae. The transcript is spliced from 17 exons. Gene Ontology annotation, biological process: protein phosphorylation. The record is from RefSeq and is a predicted model, not a curated record. The coding region runs from base 313 to 2355 and encodes 680 amino acids.